CAACCUUCUUUUUCUUUUCUUUUUCCCCUUUUUGUGAACAUGUCAAAAGUUGAGGCAGAGAGACAUAAAGCAGCAGGAAACAAGCUUUUUGCAGAGAAACGUUAUGGAGAUGCUAUUAAUGAAUACACAAGUGCCAUUAUAAAAGAUUCAACAGUAUGCGUUUAUUAUACAAACCGCGCUCUUUGUUAUUCAAAGCUAGAGAAAUACGAUCAAGUCAUUUCUGACUGUAGAAAAGCAAUUGAAUUAGAUCCUUCAAUGGUGAAAGCUUACUAUUUGAUUGGACAGGCAUUAAUUGAAAAGAAGCAACACACUGAAGCAUUAAACAAAUUAAAGACUGGCUAUCAAUUGGCCAUUGAGCAAAAGGUGAAAUAUGUCAAUGAUAUCAUCCAAGCAUUGCUUGUUGCCCGAAAGAGAAAAUGGGAUGACGAUGAAGCAAUUCGACUUGAGAAGGAGGAUGAAUUAUUGCAUUACGUGAAAGGUCUCAUUGAAAAGGAAAGAGCUGACUUGUUAAAGGACACCAUUGAUGAAGAGGAGAUUGAGACCAUUAAUUACAAAAUUGAUGAAAAGUUAUCACAGGUACAGACCGUAUUUGUGCAAUCCAAGGAUAAUUCACACAGACGUGAAAUCCCUGACGCAUAUCUAGACAAGAUUUCAUUUAAUAUUAUGCACGAUCCUGUUUUUACACCAGAUGGUAUCACAUACGAGAGACAAUCUCUUUUAGACCAUUUUAGUAGAAACGGAAAUUUUGACCCAAUCACAAGAAGACCUUGUACAGAAAGACAAUUAAUCCCAAACUUGUCACUUCGUGAAGCGAUCGAAGACUUUUUGAAAGAAAACGGCUGGGCUGCCGACUAUUAAUUAUUAAUAAUUUACACUGUUAAUAAAUACCCCCUCCAACUCUCUCUCUUUUUUUUUUAU
Molecule: messenger RNA, 918 nt
Organism: Mucor mucedo
Lineage: Eukaryota; Fungi; Mucoromycota; Mucoromycetes; Mucorales; Mucoraceae
Product: STIP1 homology and U box-containing protein 1-like protein
Exons: 12
Coding region: 40-858 (272 amino acids)
Biological process (GO): protein polyubiquitination; proteasome-mediated ubiquitin-dependent protein catabolic process; protein quality control for misfolded or incompletely synthesized proteins
Cellular component (GO): cytoplasm
Molecular function (GO): ubiquitin protein ligase activity; protein-folding chaperone binding
Source: RefSeq, a predicted model, not a curated record